UUCCAAAACAUUCAAUAUAACUAUGUCAAUUAAAAAUUUAUUAUUAGUAUUUAUCGGUAGAGGUGAAAAUCGAACUCAAGACCAAUUUUAUUCUCAAGCUCGAGAACAUAUGCCGCCAGCCAACAAAAUAAUAGAUGUGUUUACUAUUGGAGAUAUCGUUUUGGCGAUUCUUCUUUUCGUGGCAAUCCAUUAUUGGAGGCUCAAUAGAAACACAUCCAUGACAAAGUGGCCUGUGCUUGGAAUGCUACCUGCUUACAUACAUAAUAUAUCCAACAUUCACAACUAUUUAACUUUAAUCUUGAAACAAAAUGGAGGAACAUUCAUUUUUGAAGGACCAUGGUUAACAAAUUUGGGCACUGUUUUCACCUGUGAUCCUAUGAACGUGCAACAUAUCACAAGCACAAAAUUUGCAAAUUAUGGAAAAGGGAACCAUUUCAGAGAGAUUUUUGAAAUUCUUGGAGAAGGAAUUUUCAGGUCUGAUUCCCACAUAUGGAAGUACAACAGAACACUACUUCAUUCAAUUUUCAAACAAGAAAGUUUUCGUGCAUUUAUUCAAAAAACAGUUGAGGAAAAAGUUUGUAAUGGUCUUUUUAUGUUUCUUGACAAUGCUUGUAAAGAAGGUAUUCAAGUGGAUUUACAAGAUGUUUUUCAAAGGUUAACUUUUGACAAUAUAUGUUCUAUAGUUUUAGGAUAUGAUCCUAGUUGUCUUUCUAUUGAUCUCCCUAUAAUUAAAUGUGAGAGAGCCUUUACACAAUCAGAAAACACAUUGUUCUAUAGACAUGUAAAGCCAAAGUUCUUGUGGAAGUUGCAAAAUUGGUUUCAAGUUGGUCAAGAGAAAGAAUUUGUAGAGAAUAAUAAAAUUCUUGAUGAAAUGUUGUAUUCACAAAUCAAAUCCAAAAGAGAUACACAAGGACAAAAAAAAUUUGACUUGCUAAAUACUAUUAUGAAUGUAGUAGGAGAUGAAAAAAACCCAAUUGAUGAUAAGUUUUUGAUAGAUGAUAAGUUUUUGAGAGACACAUCAAUUAAUCUACUUGCAGCUGGAAGAGACACUAUUAGUUCUUGUCUUAGUUGGUUUUUUUGGUUGGUGGCAACACACCCUUUGGUUGAAGCUAAGAUUCUUGAAGAGAUCAAAGAAAAUUUACCAUCAAGAGAACAUAAUUGGAAAGAUUUAGGGACAAAAGGACUUGGUAAGUUAAUUUAUCUACAUGGAGCUUUAUGUGAAGCCUUAAGGCUUUAUCCACCAAUUCCUUUUGAGCAUAAAUGUGCAUUGGAAUCUGAUGUGCUUCCUAGUGGGCAUAGGAUUAAGUCCAAUGCAACAGUAAUGUAUUCACUUUAUGCGAUCGGAAGGGUCGAGGAAAUUUGGGGAAAAGAUUGCUUGGAGUUUAAGCCAGAGAGAUGGAUUUCGCAGAAAGGAGGGAUAAUUCAUGUACCGUCUUACAAGUUCAUUGCUUUUAAUGCUGGACCAAGGAGUUGUUUGGGAAAGGAUAUAAGCUUCAUUGAAAUGAAAAUUGUUGCUGCAGCAAUAUUGUCAAAUUAUCACAUUCAAGUAGUGAAAGAUCAUCCCAUAAUCCCAAGUAUUUCUGUUGUCCUACACAUGAAACAUGGCUUGAAAGUUAAUGUCAAAAAAAGAAGCAUUUGAAAAUUUUUAUUUAACUUAUUUGAUUAUA
Messenger RNA from Trifolium pratense (red clover), 1667 nucleotides. Its product is annotated as alkane hydroxylase MAH1-like. The coding region runs from base 23 to 1639 and encodes 538 amino acids. Gene Ontology annotation, molecular function: iron ion binding; oxidoreductase activity, acting on paired donors, with incorporation or reduction of molecular oxygen; heme binding. The transcript is spliced from 2 exons. NCBI's taxonomy places the organism in Eukaryota, Viridiplantae, Streptophyta, Magnoliopsida, Fabales, Fabaceae. The record is from RefSeq and is a predicted model, not a curated record.